Messenger RNA from Phalaenopsis equestris, 2105 nucleotides. Its product is annotated as putative pentatricopeptide repeat-containing protein At3g28640. The record is from RefSeq and is a predicted model, not a curated record. The coding region runs from base 82 to 1662 and encodes 526 amino acids. NCBI's taxonomy places the organism in Eukaryota, Viridiplantae, Streptophyta, Magnoliopsida, Asparagales, Orchidaceae. Gene Ontology annotation, biological process: RNA modification. The transcript has a single exon. Gene Ontology annotation, molecular function: RNA binding; protein binding.
UUACACCCCGUCUAUCAACGAACCACGCCAAAAUACUUUCAGCUGGUUGCUAACCCAACCACUUAAAUUUAACCGCCAAUAAUGCCAUCUCCGCCGCGCACCGCUGCCGGCGGUGGCGCCACCCCAGUAUGGUUGCGAUGCAUGCACUUCAUCCAACGCUGCUCCAGCGAGCGGCAUCUUCACAUUAUCCAUGCUAUCUUCCUCACCCACGGCUUCCACCACCAUAUCGUCGCCAUCAGCCGCCUUAUCCUCGCUGCGUGCUCUCUUCGAACCACCACCGGCCUCCUCUACGCCUCUCUCAUCCUCCGACACUCCCCCGCUCCUCCCAAUUCCUUCAUCUACAACACCCUUAUCCAUGCCCACGCUCGCGGCCCCGAGCCCCAUUGCGCCCUCCAUUACUUCUCCAUGAUGCUUCGCUCUCCCGAACCCUUCUCCACUCCAGACCACCACUCAUUCCCCUUCGCACUUGCCGCUUGCGUCGCUGUCCCUGAUUUCUCCUUUGGUACUCAGAUACAGGCAAUCGUCAUCAAGAACGGCCUCGCCGCAACUGAUCAUUACGUUCAGACGGCCGCCCUUAGACUUUACGCACAGGUCCAGGACGAUCUCAUUCAAGCGCGGAAGCUGUUCGACGAAAUUCCUCAAACGGAUGCGGUUCACGUGGACGUGCUUAUGAACGGCUAUCUCCGACGCGGGUUCCCGUUUGACGCUUUGGAACUCUUCAAAGAAAUGUUUGUGGAUGGUUUGAUCCCGGACAAGCACGUCAUUACCACUGCCCUUACGGCUUGCUCACAUGCAGGGGCUCUAAAAGAAGGUGCUUGGAUCCACAUGUGUUUAUUGAACGAACACCCUGGUUUUUUGGAAGAUGCUUUUAUUUCUUCGUCUCUUGUAAGCAUGUAUGCAAAAUGUGGCUGUAUUGAGGAAGCUGUGAAGGUGUUUGAUUCAGCGCCAGAGAGAAAUUCCUUCAUGUGGGCUUCAAUGAUUGGGGGAUUCGCAGUGCACGGUUUAGCAAAUGAUGCUUUUUGUUGCCUCAACCGGAUGAAAGAUGAGGACGGUGUGAAGCCGGAUGGGAUUGUGAUUCUCAGCGUUAUGGCUGCUUGCGCUCAUGCUGGUCUUGUAGAUGAGGGCUUGAGGUUGUUGGCUGAAAUGAUUUCACGCUACGAAGUUGUUCCUGAGCAUGAGCAUUACAGCUGCGCUGUUAACAUGUUAUGCAGGGUAGGCAGGCUAGCUGAUGCAUUGGAGCUCAUCCGCCGGAUGCCAAUGAGGCCUCUGGCUUCUGUUUGGGGUUCACUGUUGACGGGUUGUGGGAUCCACAACAAUGUUGAGCUUGCAGAGCUUGCGGUGGCGGAGCUUCAGACCAUAAAUGGGGAGGGUGAAGAUGAUGAUGGUGUAUUUGUACAAAUGUCGAAUAUAUUUUUGAAUUCAAAUAAGCUGGAGGAUGCACGGAGGAUAAGGAAGUUGAUAGGGAGGAGAGGGGUAAAAAAGACAGCUGCUUGUAGUGAGAUUGAGGUGGAUGGUGAGGUCAGUUCAUUUGUGGCAGGAGAUCCGCUGCACCCGCAGCUGCUUGAUAUUUGGUCAGUUCUGAAUAUCUUCAGAGAUCAUGCAGGAGAUGAGUCUGGGUUUGAGAGUGGAGACUUUGAAGUGGGAGUUCUGAGUUUUGGAUAAUUUUUGUUCCAAAGGAGGUGACAAAAUGGUUAUUGAUCAAGAUACUAUCAACCUAUCUUGUUACUUGAGCGCUGACUCCUUACAGAUCUACUAACCUUAUGAGGGUCAUUUUGAACUCAAGUGGCUUGAAACUCAAGAGUUCAAGUACCCGGUAUCCUCUCUUAUUUGGCUGCCUGUAAUUUGAAGCAUUCUUCAUUACUGGCAUUCAAUAAUCGGCUUUACUUGGUGGCUCCCCUUUUUUUUCUUUAUUUAUUUGUCUACCAUUUACUUUUUUGUUCUCAUUGGUAGCUUGCUUUUUCCAUUCUGAUUUACAUUUGGAGUUGAUCUCAAGAAGACUCGGCUCCAACAUCAAGGAUGUUGCUUUUGGUUUGUGUUCGCUUCCUACAAGUAAGGUGAAGCUUGAGAUCUAAGGCGUCAAAGUUUUGAUAGAAUUCAAGGUGAUU